AUGUUCAGAUUUGAGAAAGAUGAACUCUUUCGUUUGAAGUCUGCUCUGAAAAUUCCGCAUAAAAUUGUAGGUCCAAACAAGACUGUGGCAACUGGAGUGGAAGGUGUAUGCGUCCUACUGAGAAGGCUGGUUUAUCCAAAUCGCCUGGAUGAUUUGAUACAUAUAUUUGGUCGUUCAAGAAGUGUACUCAGCAUAAUAUUCAACACUGUUCUUAAUCAUAUUUACGAUAAUUUUGGACAUUUGCUGCAGUCUCUGGACAAGUACUGGUUACAACCUGAAUCUUUGCAGUUAUUUUGCAAUGCGAUUCAUGAACGUGAUUCUCCACUCACCAACUGUUGGGGAUUUAUAGAUGGUACAGCACGACCUAUAUCAAGACCAAUACAUUACCAGAAACAGGUCUUCAGUGGACAUAAACGAAUACAUGCCAUGAAAUUUCAAUCCAUAAUUGCCCCUAAUGGGUUGAUAGCUCACAUGUUUGGGCCAUUUGAAGGUAGACGACAUGAUGCUGCCAUGUUGGCAGAAAGUGGUUUAUUGGAACAACUUCAACAGCUGAACGCCCCAAAUGGUGACCCAUACAGUGUGUACGGUGACCCAGCCUACCCUUUGCGACCACAUUUACUAUGUCCAUUUAAGGGUGCUCUUCUCUCUCCUGAAGAGAGAGAGUUUAACAAAAAGAUGAGUUGA
This is a messenger RNA of Saccoglossus kowalevskii, 684 nucleotides long. RefSeq lists its product as uncharacterized. The record is from RefSeq and is a predicted model, not a curated record. Lineage: Eukaryota; Metazoa; Hemichordata; Enteropneusta; Harrimaniidae.